This is a messenger RNA of Porites lobata, 1851 nucleotides long. The record is from the annotation of a GenBank genome assembly. Lineage: Eukaryota; Metazoa; Cnidaria; Anthozoa; Scleractinia; Poritidae.
AUGACGCUUAGCACCACCUUUGCCCAAGCCUUUACCUCCUUUGCCGCGACCGGACAUUCUCGGUUGUCUGAAUUAUCGUCAAGGUUUAAAAAGGGAAAGGUCUCGCUCUAUGUUAAAUUACUGCAGAACAGAAAUUACUUUUCAAUCUAUACCCUUCAAUCUGACCUCUCGGGAAACAUUAUUUCUUGUAUUUACAUAGAUUUGUUCUUAGUAAAAGGACAACAAAAGAAUAUUAUAAUUUUCUUUCGCCCCACUGUCUAUUGUAAGGCAUGCAAAUCAAAGCAGGGUGUCUCCGAAGCCGAACCAAUCAGAAAUGCAUAAAUCCUUAAAUAUCCAAUCGGCUUGCGACAGCCUCCUGAUAAAUCGCGGCCAUAAAAAUUGCCCAGCUUUCACAUAGAGCCUUUAAUCUUCUGAACAUCAGUUUCACAGUCAUGGCCCGAACCAAGCAAACAGCGAGAAAGUCCACCGGAGGAAAAGCGCCUCGUAAACAGCUGGCUACUAAGGCAGCUCGAAAGAGCGCUCCUGCUACUGGUGGCGUGAAAAAACCGCACCGUUACAGGCCAGGAACAGUGGCCCUCAGAGAGAUCCGUCGUUAUCAGAAGUCCACCGAGUUGCUGAUUCGCAAGUUACCGUUUCAGCGUCUUGUUCGAGAAAUCGCUCAGGAUUUCAAGACCGACUUGCGCUUUCAAAGCUCAGCCGUGCUGGCUCUUCAAGAGGCUAGCGAAGCCUACCUGGUCGGUCUUUUCGAGGACACCAACCUUUGCGCCAUUCACGCUAAACGUGUCACCAUCAUGCCUAAAGAUAUCCAGUUGGCUCGUAGGAUCCGGGGCGAACGUGCAUAACAGCUCAGCUCGGUUCUGACAAUCUCACAUUACAAACGGCUCCUUUAGGAGCCACCACCUGACAAUAAAAGUUAAUGGCCAAUAAACUACUUCUUACCUUGUCUCUACUUAUUUCUUUAUUAGUUACUAGUGAAAUGAGACAGAAAUAAUUCUCAUACUCCACGCCGUUACAAGUUUUUCGCGAUAAGGACACAGUAGAGUACUAGUAUCCCUAAGCUUACCAAAAAAUUAGUGAUUGCGCCCAACAACUCCUUAUUCGUUCAGUCUAUCUCUCUGCCUGUCUUCCUAUGUUGACGUUUACAAUCCAUCUCAUUUUCAAAGAACUUAGCAAACAUCUUAGAGGUAACAGAUCUAUCGCGAUCAGUAGUAACUGAUCCCUCUGCGGUCCGCUAUAACAACUUAAGAAAAGAGUUGCGCAAGUAACCAACAUUAGCUAUCGCUGUGGAGACUAUAACGAGACAUGUCUGUCAAAAGCACCCAGAAGAAAGCUUCUAAACAGCCGGCCGAACACCCUAAGUAUGCAGAAAUGAUCAUACAAGCCCUUCACGCCCUGAAAGAUCGUAAUGGUUCUUCACGUCAGGCUGUCGACAAGUACGUUAAGAACCAUUUCAAAGUGGGAGACAAAGCAAGUCAUUUUAUUAAAAUGGCUCUUAAGAGAGGCGUGGAGAAUGGUCAAUUUAUCAACACCAAAGGGUCCGGAGCUUCAGGUUCUUUCAAGGUCAACAAAGAAGUAAAGAAAGCAAAGGCAGCCAAAGACCUGGCGAAGAAGACCAAAACCGCCGAUCCAGCCAACAAACCAAAAAUAAAGAAGGUCGCCGCGAAAGAAAAGACCGCCCGCAAACCAGCCGAGAAAACCAAGAAAUCGCCGGGUAAGAAAGUUUCCAGCAGCAAGAAGAAGACACCUCUCGUGCCAAAGAAGACUGCCACAAAGAAGCCGUUGCCUAAGAAAGCGAAAGAAAGCAAAGCCUCGGUUAAAAAAUCAGCCAACAAGAAAGUCAGUGGCAAGUAA